CUUUCACCUUCAAAAUCAACCCCAUCAGAAGUGGGAGGAAGAUUCUGAGUAAUCAAUCGGUGACGGCAAUAGUUCACCUCACCUUUUGACAUCGACAUGCGACUACACCGUGGAUCCUCCGAUGCCACACGCUUUCGAUUCGAAUUUUAAAAUCAGUCCAGUGGAAAGCUUCACCGUGGCCGGCUGCAAAAAUUCCGUCUCCUCGGUACCACCGCUCGCACCUUGAAGUCUAGUCCGCCGACUUGGUUUCACCUCAUUCGUUAGUUAGUUUUCAUUUUUAUUAUUUGCAAUUUUAGUUGUGGGUGAUCAUCAUAUAUUUUGGUGGUACCAGAUUGUUCAAGAAGCAAGUGGGAAAUCGAGGUCGCAUCGGCAAAUCAUGAAUCACGCCGGAUCCGGACCAUAGAAUUUUGUGACUUAGUGCCCGUUUCCGAAAAUUUCGAUCAUGUCUGGAAAUAGGGAGAACGGCAGUCAAGUUACGUUGACCAAUUACAUGUCUGGCGACAUCCACAAUGAGGAUAGACACGCGAAUCCUGCCUACACUGAGGACAAAGACGAAAAGAUGGGUGAGAAGACGAAUAAUGGUAAUCUAGAAAAUACCACAGUAUUAUACUUCCCAGAAGACAAAUACCCUCGAAACCGACAACCCGCUUACAUACCGAAACCGACGGUCAAAGAAUGGAUAAAAGAUCGUGCGAGACGUGGCUGCACCAAAAAGCUUCUUUACAAAAGAGUUCCUAUUCUAUCGUGGCUGCCCCUUUACAAAACCGAUUACAUCGCCUCAGAUUUGGUGGCGGGAAUCACCGUUGGACUAACCGUCAUUCCUCAAGGAAUCGCCUAUGCUUCCGUCGCUGGUUUAGCACCACAAGUAGGGUUGUAUUCAGCGUUUAUGGCCUGUUUUGUUUACACCAUAUUCGGUAGCUGCAAGGAUGCUCCGAUCGGUCCUACUGCAAUUGCUGCUCUGCUCACUAGAGAGAACAUUCAUAAUUUAGGGUUGGAUGGAGCUGUUCUGCUUUGUUUUCUUAGUGGCUGUGUUGAGUUCCUCAUGGGAGUACUUCAACUAGGUUUCUUGAUAGAUUUUAUUUCUGGACCGGUUUCGAUUGGUUUCACGUCCGCAGCUGCCAUUAUCAUUGCCACCACUCAGGUUAAGGAUAUUUUAGGAUUGGAGAGGCCUGGUAGUGAAUUCCUGCUAGUUUGGGAACAGAUAUUCCAAUAUAUUUCUGAAACCAGACCUUGGGAUUGUAUACUAGGACUAUCAUCUAUUGUUAUCAUCCUUAUUCUCAGGAAAAUGAAGGAUAUUCAAGUUGGACCGCCAGGUGUUGAAAAGACACCUGUCCAAAGCUUCUUAACUAAAUCCAUUUGGCUUUUCUGUACAGCCAGGAACAUAAUCGUAGUAAUAGUGUCCGCUUGCCUUGCUUAUUAUUUCGAACGAAUAGGUGAAAAACCCUUCCGAUUAAUUGCUGAAGUUAAAUCGGGACUGCCAUCAUUUAGUCCACCACCAUUUUCAACAACUGUAGGAAACACCACCUACAGUUUCGCCGAAAUGACUUCAACUCUCGGAGGAGGAAUUUUAAUCGUUCCAUUGUUGUCAAUACUGGAAAACAUAUCAUUGGCCAAAGUGUUCUCGGAAGGCAAAAGCGUCGAUGCGACUCAAGAAAUGAUCGCUCUGGGAUUGUGCAACAUCGCCUCCUCUUUCGUCUCAUCAAUACCCGUAACGGGCGGGUUGUCAAGAGGAGCCGUUAACAACGCGAGCGGUGUAAAAACAACUUUUGGGGGCACUUACACUGGUAUCAUUGUAAUCCUUGCCUUGGUACUCCUUACUCCUUACUUCUCAUACAUUCCUAAAGCUUCUCUUGCUGGCGUUAUCAUUGCUGCUGUUGUGUUUAUGGUGGAGUUGCACGUUAUGAGGCCUAUUUGGAAGACUAAAAAAACUGAUUUAAUACCAGCAGUGGCGACAUUCCUGACUUGUUUGUUCCUGAGACUGGAGAUUGGCAUUCUCAUUGGUGUCGGUAUUAAUGUUUUGUUCCUACUUUAUGCCACUGCAAGACCUUCUGUCCAUGUGGAAAAAUACACGACGUCAGCUGGCUGUGAUUAUUUAAUGGUAACUCCUGACAGAAGUCUAACGUUCCCUUCAGUGGAAUAUGUUAAAUCUAUGGUUUCUAAAGUUGGUUUGAAACAAGGCUCCAGUUCAAUCCCAGUUGUGAUCGACGCAAAACACAUUCAAGGUGCCGAUUUUACCGCUGCAAAGGGCAUUAAAUCCUUAAUAGAAGACUUCCACAAAAGGAAACAGCCGAUCCUCUUCUUCAAUCUGAAACAAAGUGUGAUUUGCGUAUUUCAAGGAGUCCAACCGAAAGACUUCAUUUACUGCGACACUUUUGCCGAGCUCAAUGAUUUACUUAAGCAGUAUGGAGAUAGGCAGAAUGUCAAUUCGGUUUAAUCGAAAUUGUGAUACAGUGCUAGUUAAUUUUGAUCGUUUAUUUUUUCACUUACUGCCUCCAAGGAUCGUUGGUGGACGAAAGAACUGGUGAUUCCGUGAUGUGAGGUCACGUUUUCGUUGAAUAAAAAGUAUUAUUUUCAUUAUUGUUAGGCAUUAGGUUUAAUAUUUAUUGUACUUAAUUGUACGAUACUUAAAUAUUGUAUAGUUUAGUAUAUUUUGUAGAUAGUGUACAGAAAUUUUGUGCAAAAUAGAUUAUAGAUUUAUCAAUUUAUUUUGUCAGUCUCAUACCUCAGAUUAUGAUCAUUAAACUAUAUUUAUAAGAAUUCAAUUGUGAUGUUUUAAUAAACGAAUAAACAUUUAA
This is a messenger RNA of Aethina tumida (small hive beetle), 2795 nucleotides long. Its product is annotated as sodium-independent sulfate anion transporter-like. Bases 443 to 2434 code for a protein of 663 amino acids. The record is from RefSeq and is a predicted model, not a curated record. Lineage: Eukaryota; Metazoa; Arthropoda; Insecta; Coleoptera; Nitidulidae. Gene Ontology annotation, molecular function: sulfate transmembrane transporter activity. The transcript has 11 exons. Gene Ontology annotation, biological process: transmembrane transport. Gene Ontology annotation, cellular component: membrane.